This is a messenger RNA of Lachancea fermentati, 1998 nucleotides long. The record is from the annotation of a GenBank genome assembly. Lineage: Eukaryota; Fungi; Ascomycota; Saccharomycetes; Saccharomycetales; Saccharomycetaceae.
AUGACGAAACCUAUUUUACCACAAGCAUACGGUUAUGGAUUUGCAGUUGGACUUGGCGCAGCUUUUGCAAUUAUAAUGGUUUUAAUUUCUAAACUUCUCACGAAUUUUAUGGGGCAAACUCAAAAUUCGGAAAGGUUCUCUACGGCUUCCCGUAAUGUAAAUUCAGGUUUGAUUGCUUCUUCAACAGUUUCCGCUUGGACUUGGCCUGCUACACUUUUGGUGUCUGGAACAUGGUCGUACCUCUACGGCGUGAGUGGAGGGUGGAUGUACGCAGUCGGGGGUACUGUUCAAAUAACCUUGUUUGUAUUUUUGGCUUUACAAAUUAAGCUGCAUGCCCCAACAGCUCAUACAGUUUCUGAAACUAUUUUCAUUAGAUAUGGUAAAGCUGGUCAUAUCCUUUUUUUGUGUUACUGUGCUGCGACGAAUAUUAUUGUAUCUUCAUUAUUGCUACUUGGAGGUUCACAAGGAUUUUCUGCGGUUACUGGAAUGCAUACAGUCGCAGCAAGUUUCUUACUUCCAUUGAAUGUUAUAAUUUACACAGCUUCUGGGGGUCUGAAAGCUACCUUUAUCUCUGACUGGAUUCAUACUGUCAUAAUCUACAUUAUAAUCAUUGUUUCGACCUAUAGGGUAUUCUGUAGCUCUCCGCUAAUAGGAUCCCCAGGGAAAAUGUGGGAGCUCUUGAAAGAGGCUCAAAAUACUUUUCCCAGCUCAUCGACAGGAAGCUAUCUUUCCUUCAAACAUAGAAACUUGAUAUUAACUAGUUGGUCUGUUAUGAUGGGAGGUAUGUCCUCCGUAUUUGGCGACCCUGGAUAUUCACAAAGAGCAAUAGCGGCCAGUUCUUCAAGUGUUUUCAAUGGAUAUAUGCUUGGCAGUAUUUGCUGGUGGGUAAUUCCAUUUGCGUUAGGAUCCUCUGCUGGAUUGGCAUGUAGAGCACUUUUGACUAAUCCAGUUUCGGUGACAUAUCCUAACGCAUUAAGUGAAGUAGAAGUUAACGCUAGCUUACCGUUUAUUUACGGCUUGGCUGCAAUAUUCGGGAAAGGAGGAGCAGCAGCUGGAUUGGUAAUGCUUUUUAUGUCAGUAACAUCCGCUACAUCGGCCGAACUCAUCGCAUUUUCUUCGAUCUCAACAUACGACGUUUACAGAACCUAUAUUAACCCCAAUGCAACCGGAACAAAAUUAGUACGAGCAUCACAUAUAUCAGUUCUCAUCUUUGGAAUAUUCAUUGCAGUUCUUGCGGUAAUAUUCAAUUAUAUUGGUGUUACAGUGGGUUGGUUAUUGGGAUUUCUAGGAAUAAUUUUAAAUCCGGAAGUUUCGGUAGUCACUCUCUCAUUGUUCUGGCCAAAAAUGACUAAAAUUUCAUUACUCGUUGGUGCACCACUUGGCACAAUUACAGGAAUAGUAUGCUGGAUAGGAGCGACUUACAGCUAUGCAAAUCAUGUGAUCAACAAGAAUACUGUCAUGACAACAGAAGCUGCCUUUAUAGGUAAUAUUGUAAGCCUUUUUUCAACUCCCAUUUACAUUAUCCUAAUUUCAUGUAUGAAGCCUGAAAAAUCAUUUGAUAUGUCCACUCUGGAAGAAAAGAUCAAGGUUGCCAACGACAUCGAUUUUGAAGCAGAAAUAGCUAUUCAGGUUGGCGAAAGAGAAAGAAAACUACUGCGGUCACAAACUUGGAUGAGUCUAUGCAUCAAUUCUUUCAUUCUUUUAGGGGUUUACAUUGUUUUGACAUGUGCUUUAUACGGAUGGGGACAAGAUCUAAGCAAGGGCUCUUUUACAGCUUUCAUGAUUGUGAUGCUAUUAUGGCUCGUAAUCGCAGCACUUUAUAUUAUUAUACUACCAUUGUGGCAGGGCCGUAAAUCCAUAGCGACAGUGAUACGUCGUAUUUUAGGAAAAGGUACCAUUGAAACCACCUUAAAGCUUGAAACAUUUAAUGAAUCAUUGGGUUCAAAAAGUUAUGGCGUCGUUAAAAAACUUAGCCAUACAAGCACAGAUGAUAUUUAA